AUGGAGGUGAGAAGUCGCAGUGCCAGCACUCUGAAGGAGUCCAUGGAGGUAGAAGUAGAGUGCCUGCAACUCUGCAGGAGUCCUGAGAGGAUCUCUGAAAAAUUCAGGGAUCCUCCACUCAGGGUUUACCCUGAGUGGAGGAGGUUCAUGAUCAACAGCCUGCACGGAUUUAGAGACGAUUCAAGUCGCUCCAGUAAGCGAGGUUACGACCGUCUUAAAGCCAGCAAAUCAGACACAAAUGUCAAUAACAGUCCAGAUCUACAGAGAAACACUUACAAGGGUUCACUGACCCCUGAAGCCGAGUCUGCAGCCACGACUACCCUCACGAUACCCACAGCCACGACUACCCUCACGAUACCCACAGCCAAUACCACCCUCACGAUACCAACAGCUACUACCAACCUCACGAUGCCAACAGGCACUGUACCCACUGCUAUGGGCAAGGGCACCACCCCGACCACCGACUUUCUCGUAGACGUAACACCUGUAACCUCACCGUCAGUUUCUGAUGCUUCCGACUACGAUGAUGAUGAUGAUGAUGACGAUGAGGACAAUGAAGCAUUGACGUGUAAUGUCUGUGAUCGAGUGUUUCCCACACCAACUCUCCUGGCUUCUCACCAGACAAGGAAGAGACAUUAUGGACAACGAAGAGACAUUAUGGAUAAGUUAGAGAAGAAACAGGAAGACUUAGGCUUCUCACCAGACAAGGAAGAGACAUUAUGGGUUAAGUUAGAGAAGAAACAGGAAGAUUAG
This is a messenger RNA of Cherax quadricarinatus, 753 nucleotides long. NCBI's taxonomy places the organism in Eukaryota, Metazoa, Arthropoda, Malacostraca, Decapoda, Parastacidae. The record is from RefSeq and is a predicted model, not a curated record.